Molecule: messenger RNA, 1856 nt
Organism: Diorhabda carinulata
Lineage: Eukaryota; Metazoa; Arthropoda; Insecta; Coleoptera; Chrysomelidae
Gene: Adck5
Exons: 9
Coding region: 215-1819 (534 amino acids)
Source: RefSeq, a predicted model, not a curated record
GAGUGUUGUCUAAGUCCUGAAAAAAUAUAUUGAUUUAAACACGUGUUUAUAUUGUUAUUUUUUGGUUGGUCAUCGAAUUUUAAUUAAAGUGAUUAUUUUUGAAUUAAAAUGAAAUAAAUACCUGGUAGUGCUCCAACGUGGAUCAUUCCAAUAAUAGAACAUUUUUUUUGAAAUAAUUUCCUGAAUUUAUCCAUUCUUAUGAUGAUAUAACACAAUGUCAAGAUCAUUGAAACGUUAUAUAUACAAAGGAUUUUUACAAAAAAACACUAGAAAAUUGUUUAAAUAUACAAGUAUUGGUUUAGCAAUCACUUCAGUGCCAGUUAUAUCUAAUUAUAAUGAUGGAAGUGCUAUAGUGAAUCAAGCAAAUGGAUUAAUACGGUUUUUAAGGUCAUUAAAAAUAGGAUUAUCGAUAUCUUUAGAUUAUUAUAUAUACACGAUAGGUUUAAAUGAAUCUUCUCCUAAUUACAAACCGAUGAUGAGUCGUAUUCAUAAAAAAUCCGCCGAAAAUAUUCUACGAGGUUGUUUAACAAACGGCGGAUCUUACAUAAAAUUAGGCCAAGGGUUAGUUUCAAUGAGUCACAUCCUCCCUAAGGAAUAUAUCGAUACCUUAAAGUGCUUACAGGAUAAAUGUUUGACGAGGGACGAAGGAGAAUUACGCGAAAUUUUUUUGAAAGAUUUCGGAAGAGAACCCGAACGAAUGUUUCAAAAAUUCGAUAGGGAACCGAUAGCCGCGGCCAGUAUCGCACAAGUAUAUAAAGCUGUCACGAAUGAAGGCGCCCCGGUGGCAGUCAAAGUCCAAUACAUCGAUCUUCAACAACGUUUCAAAAACGACAUUAACACUAUUAGAAUGUUGUUGAAGAUCGCCGGUUUUCUUCAUCCUUCUUUCGAUUUUUCAUGGGUAAUUGACGAUAUGGAGGAAACUUUGAAACAAGAACUCGAUUUUAUUAAUGAAGGAUUGAAUGCCGAAAGAUGCGCGCGAGAUUUACGACAUCUCUCGUAUAUACAUGUCCCUAAAGUGUUUUGGCAUUAUACCAGUUCGAGGGUUUUAGUUACCGAAUUCAUCGACGGUUAUGGAAUUAGCGAUAUGGAAAAUUUGAAAAAACAAAAUUUUUCACUAUCAGACAUAAAUAAAAAAUUAUUUGAAGCUUUCGGUCAUCAGAUAUUCCAAACCGGGUUCGUUCACGGCGAUCCCCAUCCCGGAAACGUAUUAGUGAGGAAAGUGAAAGGUAAAACGGAAUUGGUAUUGUUAGAUCACGGUUUGUACCAAGAGGUUUCAAAAGAAGACUGUUUUGCUCUUAGUAAUUUAUGGAGGGCUAUCGUGUUCAGUGAUCACGUUAAUGUUGAGAAAUUCUCGAAAAUGUUGGGAGUCGAAGAUUUUGAAUUGUUUGCUGAAAUUUUAACACAAUCUCCGUUGAGGUCGCGAGGGUUUCGAUUGAAAGUCCGUUUGUCUGAGGAAGAUUUAAGACAAAUGACAGAAUUUGCUAAAAAUAGGUUCGAUAACAUCAUGGUGUGUCUAAGAGAAAUGCCAAGGUCACUUUUAUUGGUAUUAAGAAAUUUGAACACAAUACGUGCGAUAGCACAUCACCAUGGAAAUCCCAUAGAUAGAUAUACAACUUUAGCUAGAACGGCAACGAAAUCAUUAUACGGCGAUGAUAAUACGAUAGGAAAGAAAUUUGUUCACUUACCUGCCUAUAUUUACUUCGAAAUUGUUUUACAAUUCCAAAGAAUCGGAAGAUGGUUCAAGAAGAAAACAUUAAAAAUUAUGUAUUUAUUAGGAUUCACCCCUAAUAUGGAAUUAUUUCAAAAAUUCAUACUGUAAAAACAUAAAAUUUUGUUAUUAAAUCGUUUAAUAAAAA